Chironomus riparius is the source of this 1362-nucleotide messenger RNA. The record is from the annotation of a GenBank genome assembly. NCBI's taxonomy places the organism in Eukaryota, Metazoa, Arthropoda, Insecta, Diptera, Chironomidae.
AUGAUUCUUAAACUUGUGAUUUUAAUUAUUUUGGUGAAUUUUCGGCCCAGUCUCGGUCAAUUUUUGAGUUGUAAUUACAGAAAUAAUGACACUUACGGAUAUACUUGUGAUUUGACAAUUCAAAAUCCAAAUGGAUUAAACAAUUUUGCAUCGAUUGGUGGAACUCAUUUAACAGGAAAAACAAACAAUGAUGUUCGGAGAGUUUUAGGAUUAAUUGGUUCUAAUACAACAAAUGUUCCGUCAAUAAUUUGUGACAAAUUUCAAAAUUCUAUUAACGUUGAAUUAUAUUCAGUUGGAAUUAAAACGAUUGAUGAUAAAGCAUUUAAAAAUUCUUUAAAUGUUAUUUAUUUACACAAUAACAAGCUGAAAAUUACUCAAUCUGAUCCAUUUCGAAGUUUAUUUAAACUUAAAACAAUAUACCUUCAACAAAACCAAAUUGAAGCGAUUGAUGAAAAGGUUAUUGAUAAUACUGGAGUACAAAGGUUAGACAUAACAAACAAUCUUUGUGCUAAUCAAAAUAUCUUCGAUAAUUCAACCUCAAGAAUGUCAAUGAGAUUAGCAUUGCUGAACUGUUUUAAAAAAUUCGACGAUUUGCUUCCAGCAAGAGUCCGCAAACUUGAAGAGGAGCUUUCGUUUAUUGUUUCCGAAUUUGAAGAUCAAAAUCAGCAAUUAACUGCAACAACAAAUCAACUUCAAGUCAAGGUUAACAACCUCACUGCAGAAAAUAUCAAAAUCCGCUCAGAAAUGCAAAACAUUACGAAAGGAAAUGAAGCAAUCCGAACAGAUGUAGCCAAUCUAAACACCCGCGUGGACACAAUCUCUAGGGACCAAAGUACACUUAAAAAUGAGGUAAUGAAUCAAACUUUAGUCAUCACUGAAAUCAAAAACGAAAAUCAAAGACUUACUAGCAUUACUCAAGAAUUGAAAGAUCAGAAUCAGGAGCUUCGUUCAGAUGUUGAUGAUAAUGGUAGGAAAAUUGAGGAAAAUCAGAAAAUUCUCAUAAACAAAACCGCUAUUUUGGAGGCUCAAAUUAAUGAUCUAACAAAUGAGAAUAGAAAUCAAAGCUCAAUCAUCAAAGAUCAAGGAUUAAUAAUUGCUGACAUUCAAAAUGAAAACCAGCAACUUCACGAAGGAGCAGCAGAAAUAAAGGAUCAAAUUGUUGCCCUUGUCAAGGAAAAUGAGGCUCAAGGAACAUUAAUUGAAGAAUUAGAUUUAUUAGUAGAAAAUCAAGGAUUGAUAAUUGAGAGUCAAGGGUCAAUAAUUGAAAGUCAAGGAUCAAAAAUUACAGAAUUACAGGAUAACUUAGAAGACUUAAAACAUUUAGUUUAUGAGCUAUCAAACCGUCCAUGUGCUUGCAAGUAG